AUGAACGGCGAGGAGCAGUACUAUGCAGCUACGCAGCUCUACAAGGACCCAUGCGCCUACCAGCGGGGCCCCGCGCCGGAGUUCAGCGCCAGUCCCCCCGCGUGUCUGUACAUGGGCCGCCAGCCCCCGCCGCCGCCGCCGCCCCCGUUCCCGGCGACCCUGGGCGCGCUGGAGCAGGGCAGCCCCCCGGACAUCUCCCCGUACGAGGUGCCCCCCCUCGCCGACGACACCGCAGUGGCGCACGUCCACCACCACCACCACCUCCCAGCUCAGCUCGCGCUCCCCCACCCUCCGGCCGGGCCCUUCCCGGAUGGAGCCGAGCCAGGCGCCCUGGAGGAGCCCGGCCGCGUCCAGCUGCCUUUCCCGUGGAUGAAGUCUACCAAGGCUCACGCGUGGAAAGGCCACUGGGCAGGCGGCGCCUAUGUUGCAGAGCCAGAGGAAAACAAACGGACACGCACUGCCUACACUCGCGCGCAGCUGCUGGAGCUGGAGAAGGAGUUCCUGUUCAACAAAUACAUCUCGAGGCCGCGCAGGGUGGAGCUGGCCGUCAUGCUGAACUUGACCGAGAGACACAUCAAGAUCUGGUUCCAAAACCGCCGCAUGAAAUGGAAAAAGGAGGAGGACAAGAAGCGCAGCUGCGGGACAGCGGCCGGGGGUGGCGCGGAUGCGGAACCCGAGCAAGACUGCGCAGUGACCUCGGGCGAAGAGCUGCUGGCGCUGCCGCCACCGCUGCCCCCCGGUGGUGCUGUGCCGCCGGCCGUCCCCGCCGCCGCCCGAGAAGGCCGCCUGCCACCUGGCCUUAGCGCGUCGCCGCAGCCCUCCAGUGUCGCGCCCCUGCGGCCACAGGAACCCCGGUGA
Molecule: messenger RNA, 858 nt
Organism: Panthera uncia (snow leopard)
Lineage: Eukaryota; Metazoa; Chordata; Mammalia; Carnivora; Felidae
Gene: PDX1
Product: pancreatic and duodenal homeobox 1
Exons: 2
Coding region: 1-858 (285 amino acids)
Biological process (GO): type B pancreatic cell differentiation; regulation of transcription by RNA polymerase II
Cellular component (GO): nucleus
Molecular function (GO): DNA-binding transcription factor activity, RNA polymerase II-specific; RNA polymerase II cis-regulatory region sequence-specific DNA binding
Source: RefSeq, a predicted model, not a curated record